Messenger RNA from Juglans regia (Persian walnut), 3819 nucleotides. Its product is annotated as probable E3 ubiquitin ligase SUD1. Gene Ontology annotation, molecular function: zinc ion binding. Gene Ontology annotation, cellular component: endoplasmic reticulum membrane. NCBI's taxonomy places the organism in Eukaryota, Viridiplantae, Streptophyta, Magnoliopsida, Fagales, Juglandaceae. The coding region runs from base 194 to 3514 and encodes 1106 amino acids. The record is from RefSeq and is a predicted model, not a curated record. The transcript is spliced from 9 exons.
UUGUCCUAGUAUAAUCCCACCCGCGAGGGGUAAACGCGGGAGGCCAAUAAAAGACUCCUCCCACCUGCAGACUCCAUCUCUUCCCUCCAUCCCUUGUCUCGAUUCCCUUCGUACAGAGGAUCAGACGGUUAGACCGAUUCGGACUCCCCAAACUCACCGUGUCAACCCUGAUCGCAGACUCGAACCCAUCGACAUGGAGAUCGCCCCGGAGUCGCCGCCUAUUCGAGGCGGCGAUAGUCUCGAAUCGUCGUCGUCGUCUUCGUCUCCUUAUGUUUCGUCUUCUCUUCGAGGUAUGAAGGAGAGCGAAGCGGCGAUGACCGUGACGGCGAGGUAUGAGGAGGACGAGGAGGAGGAGGACGUGUGCCGAAUCUGCCGGAACCCAGGGGACACGGAUAACCCACUCCGGUUCCCGUGUGCGUGUAGCGGAAGCAUCAAGUACGUCCACCAGGAUUGCCUUUUGCAGUGGCUCAAUCACAGCAACGCUCGCCAGUGCGAGGUCUGCAAACAUGCAUUUUCCUUCUCCCCAGUAUAUGCUGAGAAUGCUCCGGCAAGGCUUCCUUUUCAGGAGUUUGUAGUUGGGAUGGCAAUGAAAGCUUGUCAUGUUCUGCAAUUUGUUUUGCGCCUUGGUUUUGUCCUUUCAGUUUGGCUCCUCAUUAUACCUUUCAUUACAUUCUGGAUAUGGCGGUUGGCUUUUGUGAGGAGUUUUGGCGAAGCCCAGAGAUUAUUCCUAAGUCAUUUAUCCACUACAGUUAUCCUUACCGAUUGUCUACAUGGGUUCCUACUUUCUGCUAGCAUCGUGUUCAUUUUUCUCUGUGCAACAUCUUUGAGGGAUUACUUCCGGCAUUUACGGGAAAUUGGAGGUCAGGAUGCUGAGAGAGAAGAUGAAGGGGAAAGAAAUGGUGCUCGUGCUGGAAGAAGACCUCCUGGGCAAGCUAAUAGGAAUAAUGCAGGUGAUGGAAAUGUUGAAGAUGUGGGUGCGGGACAAGGGGUUGCAGGAGCUGGUCAAAUGCUCAGGAGGAAUGCAGAAAAUGUUGCUGCCCGGUGGGAGAUGCAGGCAGCUCGUCUUGAAGCUCAUGUUGAACAGAUGUUUGAUGGUUUGGAUGAUGCUGAUGGUGCAGAGGAUGUGCCUUUUGACGAGCUUGUUGGCAUGCAGGGCCCUGUCUUUCAUUUGGUUGAAAAUGCAUUCACUGUUCUGGCAAGCAAUAUGAUAUUCCUUGGUGUUGUGAUCUUUGUGCCUUUUUCGUUAGGUCGGAUUAUACUCUAUUAUGUAUCUUGGAUUUUCUUUGCUGCUAGUGGAUCAGUUUUGUCUACGGUCCUGCCAAUUACAGACACUGCCCUCUCCUUAGCAAAUAUUACAUUGAAGAAUGCAUUAACUGCGGUUACAAAUUUGUCAUCCGAAAGUCAAGAAAAUGGUCUGGUAGGCCAGGCUGCCGAAAUGUUGAAUAGUAACUUUAGUGGUCUAAAUGAAGCCUCAAACAACAUUACUUCAGCACUCUCAACAGAUCUAUUGAGAGGGGCCAGUGUUGGGGUAUCACGGCUUUCUGAUGUUACUACUCUUGCUGUUGGAUAUAUUUUUAUCUUUUCUCUAGUUUUCUUCUAUCUUGGCAUUGUUGCGUUGAUUCGAUACACUAAGGGUGAGCCUUUGACUAUGGGGAGAUUCUAUGGUAUUGCUUCUAUAGCAGAGACAGUUCCAUCUCUCUUCAGGCAGUUUUUGGCCGCAAUGAGGCAUUUGAUGACCAUGAUAAAGGUUGCUUUCCUUCUUGUCAUUGAACUUGGAGUGUUUCCUCUGAUGUGUGGAUGGUGGAUAGAUGUUUGUACUAUAAGGAUGUUUGGGAAGUCCAUGGCUCAAAGAGUUCAAUUCUUCUCAGCUUCUCCUUUAGCAAGCUCAUUGGUUCAUUGGGUUGUUGGAAUUGUUUACAUGCUACAAAUAAGCAUAUUCGUCAGCCUUCUUAGAGGGGUUUUGCGUAAUGGAGUGUUGUACUUUCUUCGUGAUCCUGCUGAUCCAAACUACAAUCCAUUCCGUGAUUUGAUUGAUGACCCUGUGCACAAGCAUGCUCGCAGGGUUCUGCUAUCAGUUGCUGUUUAUGGGAGUUUGAUUGUCAUGCUGGUGUUCUUACCAGUUAAACUUGCCAUGCGGAUGGCUCCCGCCAUUUUUCCACUUGAUAUAUCGGUGUCUGACCCAUUUACUGAAAUUCCGGCUGACAUGCUUCUUUUUCAAAUUUGCAUUCCAUUUGCCAUCGAGCAUUUUAAAUUGCGGACAACAAUCAAAUCCUUUUUAAGAUAUUGGUUUACAGCAGUUGGCUGGGCACUUGGUUUAACAGAUUUCUUAUUGCCCCGAGCUGAGGACAAUGGUGGUCAGGAAAACGGGACUGGGGACCCAGGAAGGCAAGAUAGAGUACAGGCAGUACAACUAGGUGUACAGGAUCGUGCCCUGGUGGCAGUUGCUGGUGUGGAUGAUCCAAAUAGAGGUGUUCUUGCAUCAGAGGACUUGAAUAUUUCAGAAGACUAUGAUAGUGACGAACAAUCUGAUUCAGACAGGUAUGGCUUUGUACUUCGCAUUGUCCUCUUGUUGGUGGUGGCAUGGAUGACUCUACUUAUCUUCAACUCUACCUUGAUAGUUAUACCAGUUUCACUUGGAAGGACAAUUUUCAAUGCAAUUCCUCUUCUUCCGAUGACUCAUGGCAUCAAGUGUAAUGAUCUUUAUGCUUUCAUCAUUGGAAGCUAUAUGAUUUGGACUGCUAUAGCUGGUGCUAGAUACUGCAUUGAGCAUAUUAGAACAAAGAGGGCUGCAGUUUUGUUGAGCCAAAUCUGGAAGUGGUGUGGCAUUGUUUUCAAGAGUUCUGCACUUCUAUCUAUAUGGAUUUUUGUUAUCCCUGUAUUGAUUGGACUACUAUUUGAGCUUUUGGUGAUUGUGCCUAUGCGAGUGCCCGUGGAUGAAAGCCCAGUUUUCCUCCUGUAUCAGGAUUGGGCAUUGGGUCUGAUCUUUCUUAAGAUCUGGACUAGACUGGUCAUGUUGGAUCACAUGAUGCCACUGGUGGACGAAAGCUGGCGAAUAAAAUUUGAGAGAGUGAGAGAAGAUGGUUUCUCCAGGCUGCAAGGAUUUUGGGUGUUGCGUGAGAUUGUGUUCCCAAUCAUAAUGAAGCUGUUGACAGCCUUAUGUGUACCUUAUGUUUUAGCCAGAGGGGUGUUUCCUGUUCUUGGGUAUCCAUUAGUAGUAAACUCUGCAGUCUACCGGUUUGCCUGGCUGGGAUGCCUCUGCAUUAGCCUGUUGUUUUUUUGUGCCAAGAGAUUCCAUGUCUGGUUCACCAAUCUUCACAAUUCCAUACGUGAUGAUCGCUAUUUGAUUGGCCGGAGGCUUCAUAACUUUGGGGAACACAUUGAAGAGAGUAGAAGUGAGGUAGGGACUUCCUUGGAAACGCAAAAUUCUAAUCUGCACGGCACUAGUUUAAUUAGACACGACCAAGAAGUUGAUGUGGGGUUGCGGCUGAGGCGUGCUAACCAACAUGAUCCUUGACAUAUUGGGCAUGCGCUUUGUCAGUUUUGGCAUUGUCGAGGCUUUAAUGGAAGCAUUGGAUGUGUACACUUCUCUCUUCGGUGUGUUCAAAUGCUAUGUUAUGUUGAGGGUUAUGUGGGGUUUGUGCAUAUUGUACUUUUUCAGUUAUUAGACAAACAAAUAAAAUAUAUUUUGUUCAAAAAAUUGCAUAGAUUGUCUUAUAUUUGCCACGUUUUCCAAGUGUAUAAUUAUGAUACCUAAACUUCUAGCCUUGCUGAUGUAGAUUAGGACCUCAUUUGAGUUGCAUUUCCAUUGUUUUGUCAGAA